This is a messenger RNA of Protopolystoma xenopodis, 369 nucleotides long. Lineage: Eukaryota; Metazoa; Platyhelminthes; Monogenea; Polystomatidea; Polystomatidae. The record is from the annotation of a GenBank genome assembly.
AUGGCGUCAGGCCCAGAGGUGUUAGUGAAGGAACUCGAUGUCCUGGCCAAGUCUGAUUUAGGAAGUGCAUCAAUCUGGGCACAGAAGCAACUGGAAAUGCUGAGAAAGUCUUCACCCACAUCUCUCAAGAUUACUGUACGACAGCUUACCGAGGGCUCAAAAAUGUCUUUCACGGACGUAUUCCGCAUGGAGUUUCGCCUGAGCUCACGCUGCGCCCGUGGCCACGAUUUCCCCGAAGGCGUAAAAGCCCUCCUCAAAGAUAAAGGCCGGUCCCCUAAUUGGAGGCCAGAAUCCUUAGAAGCUGUUACAAACAGUGACAUAGAAACAUAUUUCGCACCACUUCCAACAGAACAGGAAUGGCACCCUUGA